AUGGCAGACGAAUCCAUCGAGCGCGUCCUCACUGUCAUCAACCAGUGCUUUGCCUUUGCGAUCCCGCCCCAGUCGUCGGCCGCGGGCCACCGCGCCGACUCGUGGCCCAAAGACCCCGUCUGGACCGGCCGCCUCGUCAUCUCGGUCGUCAAUGACGUGACGCAAGUCCAGCUCCGCGAUCCCAAGACAGGCGGCCUUUUUGCGGCCUGCCCCAUCUUGAAGGACGGGACGCCCUCGCAGCCGGAUUUUGUGCUGCGCAUCGUCGACGCCAAGUCGGGGCGCCACGCGUUCAUUGGCAUUGCAUUCGAAGAUCGCAACGACGCAUUCGACUUCAACGUAGCGAUCGACGACCAUCAAAAUGAGAUCAAGCGCGAAGAAAACGCCAUCGCCGAGGCCAGCGCCAAGCCUGCGAUCGCCGUCGACUACGCGCUUAAGCAAGGCCAAACCAUCAAAAUCAAGCUCAAUAAGAAGACCAAGGACGUCGACCCGAGCCCGGCGCCGGUCCAGCCGCUCGCGCAAGCUUCGAGCAGCACCAAGAACUCGGACCUCUUGGGCUUUGGUGCCUUUGAUGCCCCUGCGUCCAGCACACAGCAAGCGGCGCCGAGCACAUGGGAGACCUUCUAG
Molecule: messenger RNA, 624 nt
Organism: Saprolegnia parasitica CBS 223.65
Lineage: Eukaryota; Oomycota; Saprolegniomycetes; Saprolegniales; Saprolegniaceae
Exons: 8
Coding region: 1-624 (207 amino acids)
Biological process (GO): endocytosis
Cellular component (GO): membrane; clathrin vesicle coat
Source: RefSeq, a predicted model, not a curated record